Molecule: messenger RNA, 882 nt
Organism: Acaulospora morrowiae
Lineage: Eukaryota; Fungi; Glomeromycota; Glomeromycetes; Diversisporales; Acaulosporaceae
Source: the annotation of a GenBank genome assembly
AUGAUCGAAAAGUCGAUCCCUGAUCCUAGAUUGCAAUACGAUUUUAUGCAUGGUAAGAACGUGGUGUGUCAUCAAACUGUCACUGAUAUCCAAAAUGCACUUUCUGAUGAUAUACCUCGAUAUUGGUCUCCUUAUACUGUAUAUGGUUUUUUCGCACAAACCCUGCCUGAAACAUUAAAAUAUCGUGAUCCCCAACCUCUUCUCAAGGGUAGUGGCUGGAAACGUGACAAAACAACAAUACCGCAAUACUUCUUUCUAGCAGGAGCUGGAGAAGGAAAAUCUCGCACUGCACAAGAAUUGCCGAAAUUGCUAAUAGAAUGUACAAAUGAUGUUGACUUAGAGAAUCGACUUAGGUCUGCUCUUGUAUUUAAUCUAUCAUUUGAAAAUGGGACCAAAUUACUUUGGAGUGACGAAAAAAGUGCCUCUAAUGCAAUUGGCAAUCGAAUGCUCUUUCAGUUAUUACAACAGCCUGGUGAAUGUUGGGAUACCUAUGUGAAUCAAUAUUAUGUAACUCCAGCAGGGGUAUUGAGUAGAGUUGCUAAACAUCGUAAUCAAGAAUACAAUGAUCUGAACGUAAUUAUUAUUCUGGAUGGGCUACAGGCGGCAAUUAAAGAAGAUAUGAAUGGAACGGACAAAAAUUAUUUUUUUACGAUUGUAUCUCUGCACUUGUUUCCAUGCCAGUUCACAACAAUUGAGAGUUUUUCUCCCAGUGACAUCAUUACAACCUCCGAGAAUAAACGCAACCCAGUCUUUGUCGAUAAUCCAGUUAUGAAGAUGCUCAUAAACGAUAUGGGCGGUCAUGGGCGUGCGUUGGAGGCUUUAGUAGAUUCUAUUAGAGGAAUAGAUUUGGACAAUAUUAAUUUUAUUGAUCUAAUAAAUAAU